CGUGAGGGUGCACCUUCGGGCCGCCCGGGACCUUCGCUCCAAGGACCGUUUCAUGGGGGGGUUGGUGGAGGGCAAGUCGGACCCCUACGCCGUCCUGCGGGUGGGCACCCAGGUCUUCACCAGCCGCGUCAUCGACAACAACCUCAACCCCACCUGGGACGAGGUCUACGAGGUGAUCGUGGACAACGUCCCGGGGCAGGACGUGGAGUUCGAUCUCUUCGAUAAGGACAUCGAUAAGGAUGACUUCCUGGGCCGGUGCAAGGUGCCGCUGAGGCGGGUGCUGAGCAGUCGCAUCGUGGAUGAGGGAGGAGAGAGGGCCCCCCCCCCUUCCCCCCCCCCCAGGUCCUGCACAACAACAGCCUCCUGCAGCCGGCCCGUGGUGAGGAGCUCUCGGCCGCUCUCCUCUCCGUCUUCGUGGACCGAGCCGCCGACCUCCCGCUCCGGAAGGGCUCCAAGCCUCCUGCUGCCUUCGUCACCCUGGUCGUACAUGACAACUCCGUCAAGACCAAGACCUGCGCCCCGACCACAGAGCCCGUGUGGGACGAAGGCUUCUCCUUCCUCAUCAAGCGGCCGCACGUGGAGUCGCUGGAGCUGCAGGUGAAGGAGGAGGGGGGACAGUCCCUGGGGGGGCUCAGCCUCCCCCUGCCCCAGCUCCUGGCCUCCGAGGGGCUGGCUCUGGACGGAUGGUUCCCCUUGGCCGGGGGGGGGCCCAACAGCCAGGUCCUUCUACGGG
Molecule: messenger RNA, 733 nt
Organism: Calidris pugnax (ruff)
Lineage: Eukaryota; Metazoa; Chordata; Aves; Charadriiformes; Scolopacidae
Product: extended synaptotagmin-3-like
Exons: 7
Coding region: 53-601 (182 amino acids)
Source: RefSeq, a predicted model, not a curated record